AUGGAGGAGCUGUGCUCCGCGGAAACCGAGAGGAUGGAAGCGUGGCUGGACGACCACUUGGAGUUCACGCGCUCAUACUUUGUCCGGAAGGCGUCAAGGGAGAUGGUAAAUGCCUGGUUCGCUGACCGCGUUCAUACCGUUCAGCCGUCUGUGCCCAAAGAAAAUUCUUCGCAGCAGCGGGUCCACCAACCUUCCAUGAAUCUUGACCCCUCAGAUGCCUCUGUCAUCCUCCCAACUGCCCUUAGCCUCCUGGAGAACCGCUCUCCCUCACCAGCCACAGUUUCCAGCCCAGCUCCCGGCACCCCAACUCGCAAAAUCUCAGCUUCAGAGUUUGACCGCCCUCUAAGACCAAUCGUGGUCAAAGACUCUGAAGGUUCUCUGACAUUUCUAAGCGACACAGACCGAGAGACAGUCCAUCUUGGAGGCUCAGUAAUGGGUGAGGGUGUUUUAAAUGAUGGAGGAGGAAAUGAAGGCGGUUGUGGCAGCGGGGGGGACUGUUGCACCAGGUUGUUGGCGCUGGUAAAGGAAGUGUCAAGUCAUCUGGAUGUGACUGCUCUCUGCCACAAGAUCUUCCUUCACAUCAAUGAGCUCAUCGCUGCAGAUCGCUACUCUCUUUUUCUGGUAGGAACCACCUGGAUUCAGUACUUUGUCAUGACUGCUUUAACUGAAGUUGAUACCAGGUUUAAUGCAGAAGUUGACCAGAUCACAGGUUACAAAACUCACAGUAUCCUUUGUCUGCCCAUCAAGAACCACAGAGGCGAGGUUAUUGGAGUCGCUCAGGCUAUUAACAAGAAAUGUGGGGAGGACGGUGCCUUCACAGAGCAAGAUGAAAAGGACUUCUCAGCCUAUUUGGCCUUUUCAGGCAUCGUUCUGCACAAUGCACAGCUGUAUGAGACUUCACAGCUGGAAAACAGGCGCAAUCAGGUGUUGUUGGACCUUGCCAGUCUGAUCUUUGAGGAGCAACAGUGUCUGGAGGUUUUACUGCGGAGGAUCGCAGGAACUAUCCUGUCCUUCAUGCAGGCCCAGGCUUGCACCAUCUUCAUUGCUGAUGAUGACUCCAUGAAUUCCUUCUCCAGUGUCUUUCACAUGGAAUACGAUGAGCUGACUGAAGUCCUCGAUGCCCCCAAAAGGGACUGUGACAUCAGUCAGAUUAAUUACCUGUACGCUCAUUACGUUAAAAACACCAUGCUGCCUCUGAACAUUGCUGAUGUCACCAAGGACCAGCGCUUCACCUGGAUGGGUGAAAACCCAGGUGACACCAUUUACAAGAUUAAAAGUCUUCUCUGCACACCCAUCAGGAAUGGAAAAAAGGACAAAGUCAUAGGCAUUUGCCAGCUAGUGAAUAAAAUGGAUGAAGCGUGCAACAGCGUUAAGGCCUUCAACAGAAACGAUGAGCAGUUCCUGGAGGCGUUUGCCAUCUUCUGUGGCCUGGGCAUUCAGAACACACAGAUGUACGAAACAGUGGAGAGAGCCAUGGCGAAGCAGGAGGUCACACUGGAGGUCUUGUCGUAUCACGCCACUGCCACAGAGGAAGAGUCCCGGGAAAUCCAGGUUGCCACAGUUCCAUCGGCGCAGUCACUGCAUCUGGUGGAUUUCAGCUUUAGCGACUUUGACCUAUCGGACACUGAAACCACACUUGCUACCAUACGCAUGUUUGUUGACCUCAAUCUGAUCCAGAACUUUCAGAUGAAGUACACGAAUGACUUGAAUAAUCUGGAGAUUUUGGCUCUGAUGAUCGCCACGCUCUGCCACGACCUGGACCACAGAGGAGUCAACAACUCCUACAUACAGAGGAGCGACCACCCCCUGGCCCAGCUCUACUGCCACUCCACCAUGGAGCACCACCACUUUGACCAGUGCCUCAUGAUCCUCAACAGCCCUGGAAACCAGAUCCUGAGCAACCUCUCUCUGGAUGAGUACAAAGUCACUCUGAAGAUGAUUGAAAGGGCAAUCCUGGCCACUGACCUUGCUCUGUACAUAAAGAGGAGAGAGGAGUUCUUUGAGCUCACUAAGAACAACCAGUUUGUUUGGGAGGAUGAACAUCAUAGAGAAUUACUGAGGUCGAUGCUGAUGACCGCAUGUGACAUUUCAGCCAUCACUAAGCCCUGGCCCGUGCAAAAAAGGAUUGCAGAGCUGGUGGCCACAGAGUUCUUUGAGCAAGGGGACAAGGAGAGACGGGAACUGAACAUUGAGCCAAUUGAUUUGAUGAACCGUGAGAAACGGGAUAAGAUACCCAGCAUGCAGGUGUCCUUCAUUGAUGCCAUUUGUAUUCAGCUGUACGAGACUUUGGCUGGCAUGUCGGAGUACUGUUCCCCGCUGCUGGAAGGAUGUCAGAAGAACCGGCAGCAUUGGAAGCAUUUGGCUGAGGACUGUGAGAAGGGGCUGGUCAAUGGACUGGUGUGA
Nematolebias whitei (Rio pearlfish) is the source of this 2403-nucleotide messenger RNA. It is a transcript of the gene pde5ab, whose product is annotated as phosphodiesterase 5A, cGMP-specific, b. Gene Ontology annotation, molecular function: 3',5'-cyclic-GMP phosphodiesterase activity; protein binding. Lineage: Eukaryota; Metazoa; Chordata; Actinopteri; Cyprinodontiformes; Rivulidae. The transcript is spliced from 20 exons. Bases 1 to 2403 code for a protein of 800 amino acids. Gene Ontology annotation, biological process: signal transduction. The record is from RefSeq and is a predicted model, not a curated record.